This is a messenger RNA of Geodia barretti, 287 nucleotides long. The record is from the annotation of a GenBank genome assembly. Lineage: Eukaryota; Metazoa; Porifera; Demospongiae; Tetractinellida; Geodiidae.
GCGGUUUCUAACCGCACUUAGCCCCAACCCGGUAGGUGCGGUUUCUAACCGCACUUAGCCCCAACCCGGUAGGUGCGGUUUCUAACCGCACCGGAUACUGUGGAAUAUGUGCAAGAUAACCGUUUUCGCGAACGACUCGGUGCGGUUUCUAACCGCACCGGAUACUGUGGAAUAUGUGCAAGAUAACCGUUUUCGCGAACGACUCGGUGCGGUUAGGAAACCGCACCUACCGGCCCUGGAGGAUCCCUAAAUUGACGCAUAAGGUGCGGUUAGGAAACCGCACCUAC